GUUAAUUCCAAAAUCCUUAGGCCUAUUUUUAAUUAAUAUUUACUUGUGUUUCGGACAGUAGCCAUCAUGGCAAAGUUUGAUGGCCUGAGCUUAUCAAUCACUGUUUUCACUGGGGCUAAAUCAUCACAUUUCCUCACCAUAAAACAGGAAUCAAAUUUUAAUAAUGAAUAAUGGCAAAGUCAAUGGAUAGUUACAGUAGAAUAGCCAGUGUCUUUGACAUGAGCCAGGCGUUUCAUGAAAAAAGUAAACAAGAAUUGUCAAGAUUGAAAACUAAAGUUGCUGAGAGUUUGAAAGAUGACAUACAAAGACUGCUGUCUGAUGAUAUGCAUUCAGACCUGGAGAUAACCAAUGGCACUGAUGUUAUAUAUACACAUAAGUGUAUACUAAAAACCAGAUCCAAACACCUUUGGAAGGAUUCAUGGGUCACCCAGUCAGUAAAAGAGGAUGGCAGAGAAGUGAGUUGUAUACAGGUGUUUGGCCUCAAUAAAAAGCAGAUGUCCGACUUUGUCAGACAAAUGUACACAGUGAAUGAUUCCAUCUGGGUUCUUCAGGAGCAUCUUCAUCAUUUUCCUGGUCAGGUCCAGGCUGGAGCUAAAGUAAACAGAAAUGUCCCAGUCACAGAUGUACAGGAUGGACAGGUCAUAGCUAGGCCAGAGGGGGAGGUUAUGGUUAAACAAGCUAUUGAGGUCAUGGCCACACAAGCUAAUGAGGUCAUGGCCACACAUACUAAUGAGGUCAUGGUCACAGAUGCUAAUGAGGUCAUGGUCACAGAUGCUAAUGAGGUCAUGGCCACACAAGCUAAGGAGGUCAUAGCGGCACAAGCUAAUGAGGUCACAGCCACACAUGCUAAGGGGGCCAUUCUUACACAAGAUAGUCAGGCCAUGGCCAAACAAGAAAGUCAGGUCAUGGCCACCCAUGCUACUGAGGUUACGGCCACACAAGGAAGUCAGGUCAUGGCCACACAUCCUAACGUUACAGCUACACCCAACUGUUGUGUCAUAGAUCCGCAACCCAUCCAGGUCAGCCCAGAACAGCCUGUAUUAAACACUGGCUCACAGUUAUGUGGCAGUGCACAAAUCUCAAACUGUAGCCAGAUAAAUGUUUCAUCAGUUAUGGAAGUGGACACAUGUAAUGAUGGUGUACAAAAAGUUGAACAAGUAGCAGAACAAGGUAAGGUAGGAACAAAAGUUGCAGAACAAAAAGAUAUGCAAGUAGUAGAUAAAGUGGCUGAGGAAAUAGCUCAAGUAGUGAGUAAAGUUGUCACUGGAGAGGAAAAUUUAAACUUCAUGUCACAAAAUGGGGAGUUGUCUCUUGAUCAUUCUUGUGGACACUUGACCAGAGCAUUAGAAGGACAGUCUGUUGAAGUUUCUGAAUGUUUUCUGAAUCAGAUGGUGAAGACUGAAAUUGUGAAUGGAAAAUCUUCAGACAAUUUUGGCACUGUGAUAGAAGAUGGAGCUGGUAAUGUUGGUUCUGAAAUGUUUUCUUCAGUGAAAGAAUGUGAGGUUGACAGUGAGAUUUCAGAAAAAAUGCCCAUUGUGAUGAACAUGGGAUCUGAAAAUUUGCCCAGCAUGGUAGACAGGGUUUCAGAAAAUAUGCCCUGUGUGGCAGAUAUGGGAUUAGGAAAUGUGCCCAGUGGGGCAGAUUUAGCUCUAGAAAAUAAGCCCAGUGUGAAAAACAUGGCAUCAGAAAAUAUGCCCAGUGUGGCAGAUAUGGCAUUAGGAAAUGUGCCCAUUGUGGCAGAUAUGGCACCAGAAAAUAUGCCCAGUGUGGCAGAUAUGGCACCAGAAAAUAUGCCCAGUGUGGCAGAUAUGGCACCAGAAAAUAUGCCCAGUGUGACCAACAAGGCACCAGAAACUGCACCCAGUGUAUCAGACAAUGCAUGUGAGACAACCCCAGAGACCUUGCCCUAUGAAACAUGCAGCCCUCUAGGGGAGGACCUCCUCCAGCUCUACCUGCAGGAACUCAACUGUGACUGCUGCCUGGCCGUGGAUGGCAUCAGGUUCCUGGUCCACAAGGCCAUCCUGUCAGCUCGCAGUGAGUACUUCGACGCCAUGCUGGGCGGCCAGUGGUGUGAGAGCAGCAUGGAGGUCAUCAACCUGGAGGGCGUGACAGCUGAAGCCGUGGAACAGCUGCUGCUGUUCCUGUAUGGUGGCGUCACCGAGCUGGUCACCCCGUGUGACCUCAUGGACCUGUACGUGGUGGCUGACAUGUACAACAUAGACAGUUUGAAAAGUGUUCUAGCUUUUUACCUCAGAAAAGAUCUCUGCCAUUUUUUCCAUAAGCCUUGCCACCUGUGUAUGAAUAAAGCCGCCGAAGCUUUGAAUUUAUGCUACAGUUUUAAUUUAGAAGAUCUACAACCCUGGGUCAUUAAAUGGAUCGGGAAACAUUUCAACAAAAUCUGGCCGACGAAAUCGUUCGCGCUGAUGCCGGAUAAAAUUCACCAGCUGAGUCUUGAAGGCAUCAAGGAGCAGAUGACAGUGAAGAAUGUGCUGGACAUUAUCAUGGAGUGUAACAAGCUGAGCACCAGCCUGCCUAGGAUCAAGUGGACGGAGAGCGUCCUGUACCUGCUGACCCAGUUAAUGGACACCGCCAUUGAGUUCACCUCCACUCAUUUUGUCCAGGUCAUUGCGACCCAAGAAUUUUUACAGUGGGCAAAAGUGGCGUCGUGGAAGGCCAGUGUUCUAGAAGAAAUUUUCAGCUCUGUGAUCGACUCCCUCCCCGUUGACGCAGCCUGCCACAUUUUUCAGAGCCUGCUGAACUUGGAACAGUUCCACUCAGAUUCUGACAACAAAGACAGCGAUGUGGUAGGCCUGCUGCAGGCUAUGAUAAAGCAAUGUGAAACUUUCUUCAGGACCCACAUACAUCAGGUCAUGAGACGUAAAGAAUGGGCUGAGCUACCCAAGCCUGUCCAGGCCAGGAUCCUGGAGCACUCUGCUUACUUCUGUCUGGGGGAGGUAACCCAGGCAAAGUCUAAAGUUCAAGCUAAACAGCGGCCCCUGUCGUCUGCCCCUGGUAAGACACAGACUAAAAGCCCUGGUAGCAUCAAGCGGGCUGCCACACUACCACGAUGCCAGAAGGUCACUAAAGCUGGGUCGGAAGAAAAACAAACCAAAAAAUCACAGACUUCAAGCGGUCAGGCAUCCAAAAAUUUGUUGAAAUUUGUCAGCGGUAAAAAAAAUAGUUCACAAAAUGACACAAGAAGUUUGAAACAAGAGCUAAGAAGUUCACAAAAUGAUGCAAGGAGUUCACAAAAUGAUGCAAUGAGUUCACAAAAUGAUGCAAGGAGUUCACAAAAUGAUGCAAAAAGUUCACAAAAUGAUGCAAGGAGUUCACAAAAUGAUGCAAUGAGUUCACAAAAUGAUGCAAGGAGUUCACAAAAUGAUGCAAGGAGUUCACAAAAUGAGGCGGGAAGUGCAAUAGAAACUGUAACAUUACCUGUCAACAUUGGCAGUCAGUCAUCACUUGACGACUCCACAGCCACUGGGUCCUGUACUCUGUCGACCAGUGAGGACACCAAGCCAGAGUAUCAGCCUACACCGGAUGAGCCUGACGACCCUGCAAGUCUCGGAGCUACCGGUGGGGCUAACUCACACAUCAUGGUACGGCUAUCCUCGUCCCCUGGGUCACACAAGCAAAGGCUGUCCACAUCACCUGGACAACGAGAGUCCAGGAUACCUCUGCCCACAAGGUCUCCAAAAGUAAAGAGAUACAGCUCUUUGAUUACUGAAUCUAGAGAACUCAGAUGCUCUGUGGAACCUGACAAUGCCAGUCUUACACUGGACAAUGCCCAGUCUGGUGAUGGAUCCAACAGACUGGACAGACAAAACAACGUUGAUGGUCAGUUUUUGUCCCAGAGGUCACUCAGUAUGGACCACAGCCAUCAUGUUCCAGUGUAUUCCACGCAGAGAUCAGAACCAGCUGAGUACAACUACCCACUGGUCACCAACUCUCUAACAGAUGGCGCUGCAACUCCUGAUUUCUCAGACGUUCUGGUUCAGCAGCUGGUCAAGAUGGUGAAAAUGAGCAAGCCAUUUACUGUUGGCUUUUAUGUUCCACCUGAAUAAUUUCAUAAUGCUAUACUUUUUUUAAAAACAUGUUGGUGUGCAGCAAUAUUUUUGUUAAUAGUUUUACAUUUUUUAAAUUUGAAGGUUACAAUUAUUGGACAAUAAUCACAGUGUAAAUUAUUUACUUGUAUAAUGGAAUCCAUGACAGUUUAUUUUGUACAGAGUACUGUAGGACAAUACUUUGGGCUCUUGUGGUAUCAGAGUAUGGUCACUUGAGUAGACUUGGUCAUUUUGAGCUUUUGACUGGGAACUGUUGACUUGGUCAUUUUGAACUUUUGGAUCACUUCAGCUAAUAUAUGAACUACAUGCUGUGGAAUUAUUUCUAUCUAGAUAACAUGGUUGUGGAUAUACUCCACUUAGAGAACAGGGUUUUGUUGGUACAUUUACAUCUAAACAAGGUCUGUGGAUACACUGCUGUUAAAUGCUCUCUAAAUAAGGGAUUUGGGUACACUCUUUUU
Physella acuta is the source of this 4522-nucleotide messenger RNA. RefSeq lists its product as uncharacterized. Gene Ontology annotation, molecular function: protein binding. Lineage: Eukaryota; Metazoa; Mollusca; Gastropoda; Physidae. The record is from RefSeq and is a predicted model, not a curated record.